CGUUAACAUGGCGAAACGCACCAAGAAGGUCGGAAUCGUGGGCAAAUACGGGACCCAUUAUGGUGCCUCCCUCAGGAAAAUGGUGAAGAAAAUUGAAAUCAGCCAGCACGCCAAGUAUACAUGCUCUUUCUGUGGCAAAACCAAGAUGAAGAGAAGAGUUGUGGGCAUUUGGCACUGUGGUUCCUGCAUGAAAACAGUAGCUGGUGGUGCCUGGACCUACAACACCACUUCUGCUGUCACAGUAAAGUCUGCCAUCAGAAGACUGAAGGAAUUGAAGGACCAGUAGAAGCACCACCAUUUGAUAAUGUUGCUAGCCUAUAAUAAAUGGGUUAAUUUAU
Messenger RNA from Dama dama (fallow deer), 338 nucleotides. RefSeq names its product large ribosomal subunit protein eL43-like. Lineage: Eukaryota; Metazoa; Chordata; Mammalia; Artiodactyla; Cervidae. Gene Ontology annotation, molecular function: structural constituent of ribosome. Gene Ontology annotation, biological process: translation. The coding region runs from base 8 to 286 and encodes 92 amino acids. The transcript has a single exon. Gene Ontology annotation, cellular component: ribosome. The record is from RefSeq and is a predicted model, not a curated record.